Molecule: messenger RNA, 1822 nt
Organism: Desarmillaria tabescens
Lineage: Eukaryota; Fungi; Basidiomycota; Agaricomycetes; Agaricales; Physalacriaceae
Exons: 7
Coding region: 1-1419 (472 amino acids)
Source: RefSeq, a predicted model, not a curated record
AUGUCUGCGAGCUCGAGCUCUCCAAUUCCAGUACCGGCCGUUCCGCCGCAUAAACACACACAUUCUUACGACAGAUCGCUGUCAAGACCGUCUUCGCGGACAUCUGUCCGUUCUGGACGCGCCCCCAGUCCUUCUUUUUCUUUAGACGACCCCAUUGCUGUUCGCAACCACAUAUCCACCCUCAAACACAGCAUACGCCACCAACAGGCGCAGGUUCACGAUCUCGAGAACGUUAUACUUCGUGGCCCACGACCUUACCCUGACCUAUUCGAACCAACAAUGGCGGCUGCAGCGACAUCACCUCCACCACAGCCGUUCACUCCGUCAAAGAUACCAAAGAGAUCGAGUUUUGACAAGGGGAUAUCUAGACAGGACAGCGGUUUGCCCAUGCCGAGACGGGAACGCGACAAUGCGGUAGACGAUGGUAUAAGAGAGGGAAUACCAAUGUCAUUUGGUGCUGGAUCAGUGAGCCCUAAUACUACUAAGCGGUUGCCGAGCCCUACGAGGACGUUGAGUAGGAUACCCAUUUCAUCUGUAGGGAACGCUCGGGCCCUAGCUGAUGAAGGCCAGCCUCCAACACAACGGCUUACCGUUGAUGCCCCGCCUACCCCAAACCAUGCAACCCUCUCGCCGUAUCCGCCAUCUUCACCUAAUGUUCCAUCUUCGCCUAGUCCGAGACGCAUGUCCCUAACGCCCGGUGGCACGACGAAAGUUCUGGCCGACCUGCAGACAGGUGUGGUCAACGCCCGCAAUGCCCUAGAAAAUACCAAAUCGCAGUUGAGGUUGUCGCAGAGGAGCGUCGCCCAACUGACUCGACAAACGGAAGAUCAGAAAGAAGUACUAGAAAGGUUGAGGCUAGAGAACGAGGGUCUGAAUGGUGUGGUAGCAAGGAAGGAGAGACUCUUGCAGGAGAAACAUCCACAUCGAAAAAGGCGAUACGAGGAAUGGAAUCCUUCACUAGCAGAGGCCACCGCGCUCUCACAAAAGUCGGAGAGAGAAUACAUUACGCUUAGAGAUUCGAUCAAAGGCUUGAUACCGACCGGCUACGAGAAGAGAUGCGAAAACGAGAGGAACGGAAUGAAGAAGGAUACAGAGACGAUAGCGGUCAAAUACCAGGCGCUAUUGGAGGAGGUUGAAGGGUGCAAAGGGCUCAAAGAAGAGCUAGAGAGAACAAGGGCCGAAAAUCGGAAACGUGGAGAGGAAACUGAGAAGAUGUGGAUGAGCGAUAUUCAAAGCUUGAAAGCGGAAGUUGGGGAGAGCGUAAGGAUGGGCGAGAAGGACAGUGCUACUGCCAAGCAACUGGCGGAUGAGCUUGCGCGUCUUAGAAGACUCAUGCAGCGUACAAGGGGACUAUCUGAAGACGAUUCCAAUACCGGCGCAAAAGAGGAUGCAGAAUCAAUACCCACGCCAUCGUCAUGAUCCAUUCUAUCUUCUCCUCUUGUGGAUAUUUAUUCCGUCUCUUGCUUUCGACAUUGGUCACUUUUGCACAACACUAACGUUCUUCACGCACGCAUACAACCACGUUUUCCCUUACUCGCAUACGCUCAUUUCAGAUGCAUAUUAAUGUGUAAUGAUUUUUACCCGGGGCCUGGGUGCCUUCUCCAACUUCAUGUUUGGCAGUUUUCUCUGGGACAUGACAUUCACGGACGGAAGAAGCUAGAGAUGACGCCACCGUUCACUUUGGACUUCUUCUACCUACUUUCUUGGAGGCUAUUCGAAAUAAUGGGCGAGGAGGGUGCUCCCACUUUCCGCGCCUCGUCCUUGCUCUAAGGCCAGUACCUCGACGUUAGCCUGGAAAUACACCAAUGUAUAUCGAUGCAAA